AUGGCAGAUGAGAAAGCGCAGGCCGCCCUGGCGGGCGAUCCGCAAGAAGCCGAGGCAAUUUCGACGGCCCUGUUCCCCGCGGGGUCUCGCGCAGCCUGCGAGGCGGACAAGCUGCUUGUGGGAUUCAUCAAGACGGUGAUUGGGCAUACCGAGGGCGCAGCCGGCGUGGCGAGCCUCAUCGCCGUGUCGUUGGCGCCCAGGCAUGGCGUCGUCCCGCCCAACCUGCAUUUCCACAAUCUGAACCCAAAUGCCGCCCCCUUCUUCAAACAUCUGAGCAUAGCGGCUGCUCUGACGGCUUGGCUGGUCAAGGAGGGCCAAGUGAAAAGGGCGAGUGUGAAUAGUUUCGGCUUUGGCGGCACCAAUGCGCACUGCAUUGUGGAAGAAUAUAUUCCGGCCAUCAGCGAGCCACUGGAGUUGCCGCCACGGCCGCUCUUCACGCGCUCCACGUUUGCCUUCCGAGCCGCCAUUGCUGCGCCGACGGCCGAACACGCCCCGUCUCGGCCUGUAAAGAUCCUCGGCGUCUUCACCGUGAAGGGGGCGCAGUGGCCGCGCAUGGGCGCUCGGCUCAUCGAGACCUCUCCAUUCGCCGCAUCCCGCAUCGCCGAGCUCGACGCUGCUUUGCGCGGUCUCCCCGUGGCCUCGAGCCAACCGACAUGGCGCCUCAAGGACCAGCUCCUGGCGGACAGCGAGAUGUCGCGCUUCUCCGAGGCCGCGCUUUCUCAGCCCCUCUGCACAGCGGUGCAAAUCGUCUUGGUCGAUAUCCUGCGCGCGGCCGGCAUCAGCUUGACAGCCGUCGUGGGCCACUCGCCAGGUGGAAUCCGGGCGGCCUACGCGGCUGGUCUCGUCUCGGCACGCGAUGCCGUCAGGAUUGCCUACUUGCGCGGUCUCCAUGCUCGACUUGCAUCCAGCCCCAGGCCGCACGCUCCUCGUGGCGCUAUGCUGGCCGUCGGCGCCUCGGCAGAUGCUGCACGAACCUUUUGUUGCGAGGACAGGUUUGCAGGCCGGCUCCAGGUCGCAGCCGUUAACUCCGGCUCAAGCAUUACCCUGAGCGGCGACGAGGAUGCCGUGUGUGAAGCCGAGGGGGUGUUCAAAAGCCGAGGCAUGUUUGCCCGAAGGUAA
Messenger RNA from Hirsutella rhossiliensis, 1119 nucleotides. Its product is annotated as acyl transferase domain-containing protein. The record is from RefSeq and is a predicted model, not a curated record. Gene Ontology annotation, biological process: secondary metabolite biosynthetic process; fatty acid biosynthetic process. Gene Ontology annotation, molecular function: fatty acid synthase activity. Bases 1 to 1119 code for a protein of 372 amino acids. The transcript is spliced from 5 exons. NCBI's taxonomy places the organism in Eukaryota, Fungi, Ascomycota, Sordariomycetes, Hypocreales, Ophiocordycipitaceae.